CUGGUCCCUGCCCCGACGCUGAGAAUUUUCAGUUUCUUUCUAUUGUUUUUGUGUAAUUAAAUUUUAAUUCAAGUGCGGGGCAGGCGUUGUAUAAUUUCGCGUCGCCUCCAACACAUCAUUCAAGUUCUUCCCUCAGAGGCUUCUACGGAGUUAUCCCCGAGUCGGACCCCUCUCAGCUCUAUAUCAGUGCGUUCGGUUUACCAACAGAGUUUUGUUCUUUAAUUUUACCAUCAGUGUUUAUUUUAUUCGUGCAACGUGCAAAUUACGAUCCACGUUUUGGUGCAAGUGUUGUGUUUCUUGACUUUUAUCGUCGUAAUUUACUAUUAUCGACAAGAGAGCUGCAAUGAAGCUAUCUAGCUGAUAUCUUUAUUUCACGUAGUAUCCAAGGAUGGAAAGCUACUCAUACUCUGGGAACUCCGGUUUUUUCGAUGAUCUGGACAUAGAAGGCCGAAAUUUUGUCAUUGAUGAAUGGCAUGCUGAAGAACCAUUUGCAAAGACAAACCCUGAAAAUCCAGGCCCUAUAGAGUCACCGCCGGCCGUCUCAAAAGAUCCAAAAAGCGAAAAUGAUGAGAAGAAGUGGCUCCUCACAGUUGUCAAGCUUGACGAUGGCACAAUGGGCUUCGCUCACACAGUUGACUCGAUCGGUGUCAUGUGGCGAUGCCACCCUUGCAACAUGGUCUUCGAAGGCAAGGACAUGUUUCAGGAACACAUCAAUACAGAGAAGCAUAAAACGGUUAUGGCCCGACCACAUCACAAGAAAGUCUUUUUCACGAAACUUGUCGUCGAGGCACCUCACAUUGAACCAGGCGAGCCUGUGCCACCCGGGUUUGAGGACAUCAUACAAGAUGUGUGUCAACUUCAAUCAGCCUUAGACGAAUUCAAUGAAGCGCCAAUUAUAGGAUUGGAAUUCCUUGUUGAGCUGACAAAUCCAGAUCCAGCUAAUGAGCCCCGCUACAUUUGCUUGUUAUGUGACAAGAGAGGUGAUCCGCGCAGUAUUCUCAAGCACAUGACCAGUCAGAGUCAUUACCAAAAGUACUUGGGACGGUAUUUUCGAUUGGUCUAUGUGGCUCUGAACAACAUUCCAAAACAACCCAGCUAUAAAAAUGGGCUCUGCCUACUAACUCAAUACAUUGUAGGGAAAAUCGAAGAGCGCUUCGGACGUCUGAGACCCAAAGUCAUGGAGGAAAUAAAAUUCAAUCAGCCAGGUGAAAGAGCAGAACUAACCGCCAAAAUUGAUGGAGAAAGGCACUUCAGGGAAACUGAUGAGGAUAAUUUUGCAGAAUUAGUUGAUGUCAAAUAUGUGAAAGAUCCUAGACUUCUUAGACCUGUCAGUCAGUGGCCUCCUCAUUUACAUCCUUCUUAUUCACUUUCUACAGUUGAACCACCACCACCAAGUCAAGAUCCAGGCGAAGAAAACUCCAAAAGCAGCAGCACCAGUAGUGAUAAAGGUCGAGUUCCUUUCAAGUCUAAACCAGUUACAGGGAAUAUCCGAAAACGUCAAGAGUCUCCAGAAGUUGUUACCCUCGGUGAAAAUUCUCCAGAUAGUAAAAGUGAAUCAAAAAAGUCACGGAAAUCUUUGUCUCCAUUGUCUCCUGAUGACUCCCCGCAAGACUCGAGACGCUCAAGAGAUAGGCAACGCUCCAGAUCCAGGCGGCGAUCGCGAUCCCGCUCUUUGUCCAGAGGUCGUUAUGGUGGUGGAGGUGGAAGACGGUUGCCGUAUCGACGAUCUCGUUCGCCUAGUUAUCCUCGUAAUCUCUCCCGUCGAAGUAGAUCUCCAAGACGAAUGAGGUAUUCGCCUGGACCACGCCAUAGACGAGAUGGGAGACGCUAUUCCAGGUCACGCUCCAAAUCACGUUCCAGGCACCGGUCUCCACCAUCAUUCAGGCAACGCAGGUCCCGUUCUCGUUCUCCGUACAGGCCAAGAUAUAGACAACGUUCCCCGGUGUAUAGAGACUCAAGACCGAGGUAUCCUGAUGAAAGGCAUGUAUACAGGAGGGAAUCAAUCUCCAGACGUGAAAAACUGAGUGAAGAAUUGAAAGGCUUGGAAAGUAAACUGCUAAGUAAACUCAAGUAUUAUGAAAAGAACCCAGAGAAACACCCCAUGUAUCCGGAGGAGUGGAAAUUAUUCUGGAACCGAAGAUUCAAGGAGCUCCAAGCAUCUGGAGUUGAUCCACUUCAACACGAUUUUAAGCCAGAAUGGAUUGAAUUUUGGACCAAGAAGAUGGUGGAACUACACGAAGAAGAUUUGAAGAAACAGACAGCUGAACUGAAAAAGAAAAUAGAGGCUGAAAUUGAACUCGACAAAGAGCGCACAACUGAACGAAGUAGAAACUCCAGAAGUCAAGAGAGGACUCGAAAUACAAGUCGAGAUAGAAGUCGAGAAUCUAGUCGCCCACGUCAGCCAGAUGUUUCAGUAAAUGAUAUGAAGAACCUAUGGAAAGCCUACACUGGCACAGAGAUAAAAGUUGAUUCUAAUUCGAAGCGUUCCCCCUCACCUUGGGAAGAUCCUAAUUCUAAAGAGAAGAAAACAAAGAAAGAGUUGGCCUUAGAGCCUCUCGGAUCUCCAAUUUCAGAUGAUGAAGUUGAUUUAGGUGAUGAUUUAGAUAACAUUUCAGAAAAAAGUAUACCCGAAGUAACGUAUGCCCCACCAAGACAUUAUUAUCAUCAAAUGUAUGAUGAGAGAGGAAUGCCUGUUUCAUCAAUGUAUGCCCAAACCAUGGCUAGAUUCCCGAGGAAAGCAAUGCCAUUCGCCAAAGAACCGCUCAACGUCAUCACAGUCAUUAGAAGCAUAAGUGUCCUAGAAGAUCAGCUUGGGCCCUCUCUGGGUCCAAAAAUUGUUGAUUUACUGUCCUGCGCAUUGGCUCUAGAAAAAGAGAAACCAAAAUCUUCAGCUACUUUGUUGACGAAUGCAAAUAUGGUUUUAUUGGAAACAGUCAAAGAAAAGUUAAAAGGUCAAUUUUUGGCACGGGUGAUUCCCGGCAACUUGGUGGGGGCUGCAAAGCACGCUAUUGCCAACAUUGAUGAAUUGGUUAGGUUGGCUCCCCGAGCGCCAUCUCCACCUAAGUUCACGCCAACCCCUGUUUUUGACAAACCCACGGAUCCAAUUCCUGUUCCAGGGGUAGGAACAGUAGACAAAGUUGCUAUUGCUAAUCAGAUUGCAGCAACACUCACCGCUCAAGGAAGGACUGAUGUUUCACAAGAAGAGUUAGAAAUGUUAAUCAACGCUGUUGUAGGAAUGAGGGAGGCUGAAGCUCAAGGCGGUUCUGCAAAUGUAAAUGUGGAGCAGGUUAUAUGACCCGCAGCCGGCGCAAGGUCGCAAGACCCUGCGCCGCAGUACUCAUCUAACAGCACAUCUGCAGCUGUCUUUGCUCCUCCGAAUCAUGACUCAAAACAGGAGUUCCCUCCUAGCAGCACCGCUGGAUCUCAUUUCACUCAGACACAAGCUAGUGCACCUCACUACACUUCGGGCAGCAGUAUCCCCCCUCAAUUUCCUAGAAACCUUGAUUCAGUGCUAAACUUCUCUCAUGAUAGGGCUGCAAACUCACAAUAUUCUCAAGAUGGAGCAGUCGACCCAGUGCCAGCAUAUUCUUUUGCCAGUAGUGGUGCCUCCAAAUACUCGCAAAACCGGGAAUCAGUAUCACCAUACCCUCAGACUAAUACCACUACAUCCCAGUACUCUCACAAUUCUGAACCUGAUCCUCCUUAUACCCAAAGCAGUAGUGCUGUAUCUCCGCCCAACAGUGACUCCUUAUCACAGUUCCCUCCCAAUUCUGUUGUGCCGCAGUACUCUGAUGAGUUUGAUUCCGACUCAGAUGAUGAGCGUUUUGAUCAGUUGUAGCAGUAAAAGAUAUUUCUCCAAAUUCAGGGAUAACCUGAUCAAGUGGAGUACUUUGAGCCUCGUCUAAUGCAUGAUCUGUCAGUUCAAGUGAUUUUACGCCUAGUUUUGAUAAAAAAAAAUGGAAAAAAAAAUCAUAUGCUCGUAUGUUCAUUGAGUGUUAAGUUUAAGCACAAAUUGGUUGUCUGUGAUUUACACUGUACUAAGACUGAUCCAGUCACUUAACUGACUAAGGUGAUAGGGAGUACAUGUAACUUUUUUUAUCUUUAUCUGAGCAAGGUUUCUAGUGUCAUGUUCCUCUCUUAAGAAGGAAAUUUACUGAAUAUGAUUGAAGGUUAAAGAAGGGAUAUGAUUUUUGUUCAAAUCAGCUGCUUCCUGCACAAACACUGUUCGAUUGCGGAGGUGUCAUAUGAUUAAUCAAAGAUAUUGUACUGCUGAUUAAGUUGCUCAAAGCAAAAAGAACUUUUUAUUUUGUACUGUUGCAUGCUGGACCAAAAAUAAAUUGAUGCAAUGAGAAUAACUCAAUUUGCAACUGAAAUGGACUAUGGCAGCCACAACUAGGAUUGUUCAGCAGCCUUUUAUACAUGAAUCAGUAGGCACCAUGACCCAAAAGAGAAUACAAAAUCCAGUGGUUCCAGUAUUUGCCUAUUUUGAACUGCUCAAAAUCUAUGGAAUAGUUGACGGUGGGCCCAUUUCACCCUGGAAGUAGUUUUUCCAUUGAAUUUUCUUCUAAUUGGUUGACAAAAUUGGAAACGAUAAGUAGGACACCAAAACUACUAACGUCACAAAGCUUUUUUAUCAGAGAAUUUUUUCCAUCUCAAUUCUUUUUCAAAGGAUAAUUGACUGUCCGGUUUUGAUUUUAAGUGCAAUGUUUUGUUUGAUAACAUUUUUAUCCUAAAAUUUCCCCUGUCAAAAAUGUUGAAUCUUAUCCUGUAAAUUAUCACUUUUUAGUCAAGAUCAUGCUUGUCUAUCAUGAAGAAGUUGUUCUUGUUUGACCGAUCAAUUUGAUCUGAUUAUUUCAAGUACAAUCAAAUCUUUUAAGUUACUGUUUUUUUCAAAGUCAAACUUUCUUAAUUCUUACCUGUGACUUCCAUUUCAUUCUAAUCUAAGUCUCUUGUUUCUUUUUGAACAAGAUCAUCAAAUCUUAUGUUCUUGUUUUAAUUAUUUGUGUGAUCUCUCAAACCUUAGAAAGGAAAGGUUCACUCCAACAUGUCCGAAAAAUCAUUUUAAAUGCUUCUAACUGAUUCUCUCUAUUUCUAAAUCGAUAUUCUCUGAGACAAAAUUUACUUUUAAAGUAAUAAGACAUUCUGAUAUAUUUUCCAUCAGAAAAAUAUCAAAUGAAAAGAACUUGUCAAAUUCUAUUUUGCAUGUAAAGUUUUUUUUCCUCCAAUGAUGAUUUUAUAUGCACUGUUGCAUGCUGUGCAGACUGUAAAUAAUGAUAUUGUAAAAAAGUUCUAUGUGUGUAUAUCUUUAAGAGAAAAUUAUUAAAAACUUUGGCUGAUACCUUA
Molecule: messenger RNA, 5343 nt
Organism: Bemisia tabaci
Lineage: Eukaryota; Metazoa; Arthropoda; Insecta; Hemiptera; Aleyrodidae
Source: RefSeq, a predicted model, not a curated record